Prorocentrum cordatum is the source of this 4716-nucleotide messenger RNA. Lineage: Eukaryota; Dinophyceae; Prorocentrales; Prorocentraceae. The record is from the annotation of a GenBank genome assembly.
AUGGGGGCUCAGUCCGCCCUCAUCGAGCCCUUCCAGUCCGCAGGGAUCCGCGCUCUCGAGCUGCUGGCGCUGCGCCAGUCCCUGCUCUCGGCGGUGCCCCAGUGCCCCGCUGUCUCGCUGGCGUGCCCGCCCGCGAACGUCACGUGCCCCGUCCAGGUCUCCCCAGCGCUGGCCUGCCCCACGCCAGCGUGCCCCGUGCCGCUGGUGAACCUCUCCUGCCCGCCUGCAGGAGUGGCGCUCGGGCCUGACGGGCUUGACGUGCCCUCGGCCUGCUGGGGCUACCUGGCGGGAGUCUCCGCGGGGCUCGGGCUGGGCGGAUCUCGGCAGGAGUGGGAGAUCGAGCGCGAGAGCAGCUGCAGCUCAUCAGGAGACGCAAUGGCGAGGGUAGGUGACUACGUGCUCUUCCAGUACGACUUGCCUGGACCGCCGGUGUAUCCAGAGAGGCUCGUGACAGGGCUCUCGAUAGGCGGUCCAGGUCUCGUCAGCACGUACUCGCCAGAGGGAGACCACUACGCAGAAUAUGCAACGUCUGACGACCUCAGAGAUGUGCGGUGGUCGGGGGCGCAGGGCGCGACCCCGCCCGGUGUCAACCCGGCCCACGUCUAUCGCUCCCGCCAGGUGCCGACGGCGGCGGAGGUCCAGCAGCUGAUCCGCGAGGGCUCGCUCCUCGUCGGGGGCGUGGCGCCGCCCGCGGCCGCUGCUCCCCCCGCCGCAGCGGCGCCCGCGGCGGGUCUUCCCGCGGUGGCCGCACCACAGGGGGCCAUCGUGCCUCGCGGCGCUGGCGUGGUGGGAGGGGUCCCGCGCGCGGGACCCGCGGCCGCCCCCGCAGCGGCUGGCACAGUGUGGCUGGCGAUCGAGGACUACCAGGGGGUGCGGCGCGGCGAGCAGAUGCCUGACCCUCUCCCGCAGGGCGCCGUCGUGCACGGGGAGCUGGCGCUGUUGCCUCAUGCAGGGGGCUUCGUCGGAGCGCGCCAGGUGGCCCUAGCCGACGUGGACGCCUUCGUCGUGGACGACCUGCGCGUGCUGCCAGUGCGCUUCAACCAGCAGGGCGCGCGCCGCCGCCCAUACAGCGAGGCCGUGGACAUGCAGAUCGUGGACGAGCCUGAGGGCGGCAUCAUGCUGCAGGGGCCGCGCACUACGGACUGGGUGCUGAGGCGAAGGCUGGCUCACAGGCGGCAGACGGAGCAGUGUGCCAAUGAUGCCAUUGCGGGCCUCGCCGCUCUCCAUCCUCCUUGCGAGCAGCGUGGGCCCACCACGGCGGCUCAGCGACUCGCGACCGCCACCUUUUUGAACGAGGUCAGGACGGCCCCGAAGUCUGACACUCACUUUUCUCGCCGUGGAGCCGCGGAGGAGCUCCUGGCCUCCAGCCUGUCCUGCACCGCGGACGAGGCACCAAGUCCCGUGGUAAGGUACGUCAGAUCCCGAGUCGACAUCCCAGAAGUGGGUGCGGUCAUACCUCCUGUCGAGUCGGUGCUCGACGGGAUCGGGAGGAGCUACGUGCUGGACUACGAACAAGCGAUGAUGAAGACUCCUGACGAGUGGUCCCGCGUCUUGAAUAGAGAGCCGCCCGUCACGGCCCCGAAGUCUGACACUCACUUUUCUCGCCGUGGAGCCGCGGAGGAGCUCCUGGCCUCCAGCCUGUCCUGCACCGCGGACGAGGCACCAAGUCCCGUGGUAAGGUACGUCAGAUCCCGAGUCGACAUCCCAGAAGUGGGUGCGGUCAUACCUCCUGUCGAGUCGGUGCUCGACGGGAUCGGGAGGAGCUACGUGCUGGACUACGAACAAGCGAUGAUGAAGACUCCUGACGAGUGGUCCCGCGUCUUGAAUAGAGAGCCGCCCGUCACUCCCUACACGGACGAAGUUUUCAAGCGUGACCCUGUGGCGUACAACACCUUCAUCGGCGACCUGGUGAAGGAGGACGGCAGCUUCAGCACCAAGCUCUUCUGUGCCCAGGCUGAUGUGCGCAACUACUUCUACGCUCUCGGCCUGAGGGAGGAGCUGGGACUGCUCUUCUCGCUGCCGCCGGUGUCACAGGCUUCCUUGUCGCAAUGGGGGGUUGAGGCAGUGGACACUCCCGAGGGCCCCUCAGGGGGCUGGGUCUGGCCGUUCCUGCGGGUCGUGCCGAUGGGCUGGUCUUGGGCUUUCUGGCUUGGGCAGCGUGCGAAUGCGCACGUCUGCUGCUCUGCCUCGGGGCUCGGGUUCCCGCGGGUGCUGACCGAUCACGGUCCGGUGCCCCCGCUCGACGAGGGGGUCCCUUGCCUCCUACCCUAUUGCGAUAACAUCAACGUCAUCGGCACCGACCCUGUCAAAUGCAAUGUCCUGAUGCACCAGAUCUGCGACGCCUGGAGGAAGCAUGGCGUGCAGAUCCACGAGGUGGUUGAGGCCACCGACGUCUUCACCAGCCUCGGCCGCCUGAUCGACGGCGCGUCUGGGCGAGUUUUCUCGCGGCCCGAGCGCUCCGAGCGCCUCCGCCAGGCCUCACUGUGGCUAGAGCAGCGCCCUAGAAUCACGGAGAGGGAGGUGGAGAGGUAUGUGGGUGAUCUCCUUGAUCAUUUGAUGCUGAAGAGGGAGCUGCUCUCGAUCCUCAGGAGCUUGUAUGAUUUCGUCAGAGAUUGCUAUCACGUGCGAGCCCGUCUCUGGCCCUCAGCUGCCCGCGAAGUCGAGCAGUGCCGUCGCUUGCUGCCGCUGGUGUCUGCUAACCUUCGGCUUCCGUGGUCGCCGACGGUCUUCGCUUACGACGCUUGCCUGACGGGUAUGGCGACGUGCCAGACAACACUGUCAUCGGAUCUUGUCAAGCGCAUCGGGUCAGUCAGUGAGAGAUGGAGAUAUCGCAUGCCUUUGGCUAUCUCGGCACGCCGGUCAGCUCUGGGAGUCCGUUCUGGAUGCUACGAGGCCUCGGAGGGGCCGUUCGACGUCUUCAGCGACAUCGAGACCGUCAAGGCCCCCGGGAGCACCAGCAUGGACCUUGUCAAGGACCCUUGGGAGCUCAACCCGCAGUUCACAGAGGUGCCCGUCCAGGCUCUGCAGGGCCCCCAGUGGAAGCAGGUGGUCUCGGCCAGGGUUCACGUCAAGAAGCCCAUCACAAUUAUCGAGGGGAGGGCUUCGAACAUGACAUCACGUCAUAUCACAAGGGCACAGGCCUCCUUUGGUCUCCGUCAUCUGCGUUUCGGGGACCUCGGCACCGUGCUCGCGCUCGGCGCUGGGAUGCCAAGUCGGGAGGUAUCUCGCCUGCCCCGCGCGGCGGCCGUCAAGCGCCCGGCUGCCAGCCCCAAGAUUGUGCAGAAGAGCUUCUUGAAGGGCAGGCCGUUCGUUGGGGCGACGAAGGAGGAGAGGAUCGCUCACCGUCUGCGGGCCUCUGGGCCGUUCGCGAUGGUGGGGGAGGACGAGAGGAGCGUCCUGGAGUGGAACGCGGUGGCGCCCGAGACCCAGGUCGACCUGGCGCUGAUGAACUACGCCGAUUACGCCUGGAGAAUCGGGCUCGAGAGAGCCGCCGUCCUGAAAACAUAUGCCGCGUACAUCUCGGCGCACCCCGACUUUUCCCGAAAGGGGUCGCUCCGCCUGCCGCGUUUCUGUCGGGCCCUCCAGGGCUGGAAGCGCCUGGACCCAGGCCAGACGCGCCCGCCGAUGCCCUGGCAGGUGGUCGCGCUGGUCGCACUGGUGAUGGCCACGCAGCUGGGGUCCCCGCACGCGGCGCUCAUGGUGGUGACGAUGUUCUGGGUGUACCUCAGGCCCUCCGAGGCCGUCGGCCUGCGCGAGCAGGACCUCCUCCCCUCGGGCUCGUGCACGGAUUACGGCUUCAACCUGCACCCCAGCGCGAGGGGCGAGUACAGCAAGACCAGCUUGUCGGACGAGAGCUUGCUCCUCGAUUCGGUCGAGGUGCCCUGGCUGGGCCCGCUGCUGGCGCGCGCGAGGUCGGGAGACCCGCAGGCGCCGCUGUUCCGUCUCACCGCCGCGCAGCUCGGCGUCCUGUGGCGCCAGUCGCUGGAGCGGGCCGAGGUGCCCACCAGGCGCGGGCGGUGGGCCAGCGACUACACGAUGAAGCGCUACGAGGCCCAUGCGCUGGUGCAGCAGGAGCUCGCAGCGCCCCCGGUCGACGUCCGCCGCAGGGCCGAGGCGGCGCGCGCGAAGCUGCACGCAGAGCUCGAGAGGCUCCUGGCGCGGCCCCAGAGGCCGCGGACGGCCGCGCCGUCGGCGCGGCUGCAGGCGGCGCCCGCGCCCAGCAUGCGCCGCCCCGCACCUUCUGCCAAGCUCAUGUGCGGCUCCGCCGCCUUGGCCAAGGCCGUCCACGCCGCCGGCUGGGCUUCGGAAGGCUGGGGCUACGCUGAUGACCCGCGAGCCGACCUUCUUGAUGAAUCCCUCAUCGACAGUCUGGUAUUGAGGAUCUCACGGAAGGAGGUCGCGGGGGUGCAUGUCGGCCUGGACUGCAAAACGUGGAGCCGGGCAAGGAAGAAUGAUGGACGGGGUCCGCCGCCACUCAGGGACGACGCGAACCUGCACGGCCUCCCUCUGCUGGCGGCGGCGGACGCUGAGAAGGUUAGGAUCGCCAAUCGUCUGCUCGCUAAUGUUCUGCGCCUGCUGGCUGCUGCCGUCGAGGCGGGAGUCCCUUUCUCUCUCGAGAACCCUCGCUCGUCUCGCCUCUGGCUGGUCCCGGAGCUUCUGGACAUGGCCCGCGAAGCUCACGCCGAGUGGGCUUCUGUUGAUUACUGCCAGUAUCAG